Molecule: messenger RNA, 1733 nt
Organism: Eurytemora carolleeae
Lineage: Eukaryota; Metazoa; Arthropoda; Copepoda; Calanoida; Temoridae
Product: phospholipid scramblase 2-like
Exons: 12
Coding region: 63-791 (242 amino acids)
Biological process (GO): plasma membrane phospholipid scrambling
Cellular component (GO): plasma membrane
Molecular function (GO): phospholipid scramblase activity
Source: RefSeq, a predicted model, not a curated record
GCAUGUACACUGGAAACAUUUAUCAAGCUAUCUGAUUGGUUGAUUGAUUGGUUUCAGACAGAAUGAUGCAAAGCUUACAACCAAUAACAGAUGAGCCUCGUGGUAUAGAAUUAGAUGAAAUAGAUAUAACAGGAGGUCGUGUACUAACCGGCCUCGGACCUCUGAGGGAUGUCGACAGUAUUAUUAUAAAACAGAAAAUAUCUACUUGUGAACUUCUCACCGGCUGUGAAAUGGAAAACAGAUUUUUGAUAUGUGGACCACAGGGGGAUACACUUUUUUGGGCUAAAGAACACUCAAACUUCUGCAACAGAUUAUGGUGUGGCAGUGUUAGAAGUUUCAAUAUGUCAAUAACUGAUCAAACUAACCAAACUGUGAUGGAAAUAAAUAGAGCAUUAGCUUGUCAGGGCCUUUGCUGUUCAUUUCUUUACCCGUACUGUACACAGGAGUUGAAUGUAAGCGUGGGAAGUCAAUCUGUUGGAACUAUUCGGGAAAGAGCCACCUGGUGGAGUCCUGUUCUUCAUAUCUUUGAUAGUGUUGGAAACCAGGUUCUAAAAGUCCGUGGUCCAAACUGUUUAUUUUUCUGCUGUGAUGAUAUCAACUUCAGUGUUCUGAAUACAGAUGGGGCAGAGGUUGGAAGUAUUACCAAGAAGUGGAUGGGGUGCUGGAAGGAAACUUUAACAGAUGCUGACAAUUUCUUAUUGACUUUUAACCCUGGGAUGGAUGUCAGUGAAAAGGUUCUUAUUAUUGCGGCAACAUUCCUUAUCGACGUGAUGUUCUUCGAGUACAACUAGAUGAACUCCUAGAAUAACAGUUUCAUCAGCUGAUCUCCUGAGGUGAAGCAGUGAACGGCGUGAUGCAACUGUACAAAUUACAUCUCUAUAUCUGUCUGUUUAUAUUAUUUUCUUUUUAUAUUUGAAGCUGGUUGUGGGGAAAGGAUAGAUCUAAAGCAGUUGUCUAUAAUGAAUAACUCUGUAACGUUUAAAACUAUCUAAAAAGUAGAAAACGUAAAUUCUUUAAUUGACAAAAAAGUUGAAAGAUAUCUGUAUAAAUAAUUUCAUAACGCUUGAACCGGACCAUUCUCUAAGUCCACUAAGUCCACUUAAGCACUCAAAUAUACAUUAUGCAGUGGAACUGUGGAAGAGGAAGACGACAUUUAAUAUAUUAGCUUUUUCCAGUACCUUGAAAAUCGACUUACUAAUUGAAAUGGAAAAUUGUGAAAAAGUAAUUCGACCUAAACAUUGAUUAAUGUACUACUGUACAUUUAGUUUAAAAUUAGAUAGAAAUUUUAUUGAGUGUUGUGUGCAAACCGUUAUUAUUAUAUUUCAACUAUUCCAUUAACAUUUGAAUUUUGAAGUCGUUGUUUUAUUCCACUUUUCGUUAGGGACCAAUGCAAUCCGAUUUGAAAGGUUGUAGUUGGAUUAUUACUACAUUAGACGUGAUUUUUUCGUUAUAAAUAAUAUUGCACAUUUCUCCUUGAUGUCUUUUAGCAUUUUUUCGGGCGCAUUAUACAAUUGUACACUACAGUGAAUGCUGCAUAUCAUGGCAAGAUGACCUUUACGGUCAACUUUUACUUAUUUUGUAUUGUGGUCCUAACUCAGAAGCUUAAAAUACUCUGUUUAAUCUGUUGUGAAUCUUUUCUACCAUUAGAUGUGAUUUUAUCAAAAUACUCCUCAUAAAAAUCUCAAUUAUACUGUUUUAAGUUUGUAAAGCUUAACAAUAAAUUUAUAAACCAG